Molecule: messenger RNA, 1155 nt
Organism: Letharia lupina
Lineage: Eukaryota; Fungi; Ascomycota; Lecanoromycetes; Lecanorales; Parmeliaceae
Exons: 4
Coding region: 1-1155 (384 amino acids)
Biological process (GO): transmembrane transport
Cellular component (GO): membrane
Molecular function (GO): transmembrane transporter activity
Source: RefSeq, a predicted model, not a curated record
AUGCACACCCACAAUGGGAAAUCCUCAGCCAUUGACCAGGUCGAUCCGGUCACAGGCGACACCAAAGACUUGCCCUCGAGCAGCUCUUCCCCCGUGCACGCUGCGCCUGAGGUCAUCGGGAUCAACGAUAGAGCGCCUGACGAAAGGACUGGAGAGAAUGCAGACGAGAUCCAGGCGAGCCAGGGAGGCUGGUUUGCAUACUUGAGGACGAGAAACUUUUAUCUCGUACUUCUGCUUGGACAAGUCCUCGCUCUCUGCAUCACAGCAACAAACACAUUCUCUUCGCUACUUGCUGCGCAACCCUUUUCCAUCCCUGCGUUUCAGACAUUGUGGAAUUACAUCCUUCUUACCCUGGUCUAUGGCUCGUAUACAAUCUACAGGUAUGGCUGGAAGGGAUGGAUCAAGCUCAUGCUUAAGGAUGGUUGGAAAUACAUUAUUCUGGCAUUUCUGGAUGUCGAGGGGAAUUACUUCACUGUGCUAGCUUAUCGAUAUACCUCUCUUCUUGCGCAAGUCAUCAUCGGCAUCCUCAUCUGCAUCGGCGGCGUCGGCAUUCUCUUCGGCAGCGACCAUAUCACACAAGGUUCCGGCUUCGGCGGCGUCACCGGAGGCAACCAGCUCAAAGGCGAUCUGUUUGCGUUGGUGGGCGCCACUUUCUACGGCAUGAGUAAUGUGGCGGAGGAGUUCUUGGUCAGCAAGAGACCGCUUUACGAGGUCGUCGGCCAGCUGGGGUUCUGGGGCAUGUUCAUCGACGGGGCCAUGACGGGCAUCUUUGACCGACCGAGCUACAGACAGUCCGUCUGGAACGACGGAAAAGUCGGAGGGUACCUGACCGGGUAUACGCUCUGCCUGCUCCUCUUCUAUUCGGGCGCUCCGAUCAUGUUCCGCCUCGCGUCGGCGGCGUUCUUCAACAUCAGUCUGUUGACCGGCAACUUCUGGGGCGUGGUCAUCGGGGUCAAGGUCUUCCAUGAACGGAUACACUGGAUGUACCCCAUCGCGUUCGUGUGCAUCAUCGGCGGGUUGAUCAUCUACUUUGUCGGAAAGAGCAUUCUGGGCGAGGCGCUGAAGCCCUGGCUCGGCAAGGAUCAGGAGCGGGGUGUCAACGGGUUGGGCACCGCGAGGCGGAGGGUGGAGAGGGGGGAUGAGCUUGUUGUUUGA